CCAAAUUUAAAGUUGUCACUCAGGUACCUUUUUUCUGUUAUUUCUUUUUGUCGGCCACUGUAAUGGCCUUCUUGCAUAACCGCGUAUUACGAAGGGAUAACCUUUAUGUCUUCAUUCACCAGUGCGCGUUUCUGGCCACUGGCAUUUCAAUAACACUUGGAACGCAGUGGAUAUUUUAUCAUGGAGCUGCAACUGGAGAUAGCUACCUUACUCAGUUAGCGCAGUACUUUGGAAUGGUACUAGUUGGCGCACUGAUCCCUUUAUUAAAAAAGAAUAAAACUACAUACAAUAAAAUAGCCCAGCAGGAAGAUGAGAUUAGGAUGAGUGACAUGUUACAUGUAAAUGUAGAGGAUACAGAAGAAGAUCAUAGUCAUGAAGGACAUAUCAGUCAUAAGGCUGUGAUAAAGCUGGCAUUCAUGGACGUGUUUGCUAAUUUUUGCGUCACUGUAGGAUUUUCAAUAAUCGGAAGCGGGAUGUAUCAAGUCAUUUACAGUAGUGUCGUCAUAUGGUGCGCAGUUCUUACAUUCUUAUUCAUGAAUAGAAAGCUAUCUAUCCUUCAGUGGAUUGCUAUACUUGGCACAAGCGCUGGCUUAGCUAUGAGCUCUCUAGAUUCAAUGAAAGGAAGUGAUGAUGCCAGUGAAGAAGUAAAAAAUGGAUUAUUGAUGUUUGGAACCCUGAUGACUCUGAGUGGCACAUUCUUUUACUCCUGUGUUUAUGUUUACUCUGAUUAUAUCCUAUCCAAGCAAACUCCACCAUCUUUGCCAGCAAGAGUAUGCUUUUAUUCGGGGAUAUAUACAUCUUUGCUUUCACUUGGAUGGAUAGGCAUAUAUACUCUUCCACGGUUUGACAGACUAAUCCAUAUUCAGGGUACAAAUACUUCCACAGUUCUUUUAAUGUAUGUCAUCGUGAGUGUAUCCAAUGCAGUACAUUCUUGGAAUUACUAUGAAUUGAUUGAUAGAACUGGAAGUGUUGCUACCGGAAUAUUACAAGGCCUUAGGGCUGUUUUAAUCUAUGUGAUCAGUAACUCAUUAUAUUGUCAAUCGGAUGCAAGUCAAUGUCUUACGGUCUAUAAGGGCUUAGGUUCAACGCUUGUUAUCGGAAGCGUGCUAUUAUUUACAAUUAGCCGUCGAUAAAACAGUAAACAGCUUAAAAUCUUGAAUACUGCACUGCUUUUAUUUUCUCUUACGAGUCAAUUAUUCUUUUAUUUAUAAUAAAUAGCAUUGUUUUUAUUUUUAUUAGCACGUCAGAAGC
Rhizopus microsporus ATCC 52813 is the source of this 1251-nucleotide messenger RNA. RefSeq lists its product as uncharacterized. Lineage: Eukaryota; Fungi; Mucoromycota; Mucoromycetes; Mucorales; Rhizopodaceae. The record is from RefSeq and is a predicted model, not a curated record. Gene Ontology annotation, cellular component: membrane. The transcript has 8 exons. Bases 63 to 1133 code for a protein of 356 amino acids.